Messenger RNA from Cylicocyclus nassatus, 1218 nucleotides. The record is from the annotation of a GenBank genome assembly. Lineage: Eukaryota; Metazoa; Nematoda; Chromadorea; Rhabditida; Strongylidae.
AGAUAGUCAUUUGGGACAGUGAUAAACUAUGAAACUUUUAUUCAACAGGGUCAUUCUAUUGGGGCUGCUGAUUGCGGUUGGAGCACAAGAAAAUACUCGUUACUACGAAAGAGAAUGCCCAUGCACACCAUCGAAGCUAUGGCUCGAUGUCGUGGUUGCAAUUGACAAUUCCAUGGGUAUGACCAUGGAGGGAAUGGCACAGGUCAUCGCCGACCUGGGUACGGUAUUUGAUCCAACAAAUAUCACCCAGGGUGAAGGGCAUCAUACUCGAAUUGGAAUCCUUACAUACGGAACCACGGCGAAAUCGAUCCAUAAACUCAAUGAGUUCAAAUCAACUGAAGAAUUUUUGGAUAGGAUUUGGGAGAUUGAAAAAGCCAGUGAUAAAUCUAGCGAGCUGAAAGAUGCUCUUAUGAGAGCUGAGGAACUCUUCGCUGAGGGUCGAUCGGCAGGAGUCAGGGAGAAUGUCAAGCAGGCCAUCAUCAUCUAUGCCAGCGUUUACAAGGAGCUCCACUUUGGAGAUGCUAAACAGCUAGCCGACCAGAUCAAGAUCAGUGGAAAAGGCAUCAUCGUUGUCGCAUUCGACCAGGGAGGCAGACCAAAUGCUAUUCUGGAACUUCGCAAGAUAGCCACUGAAGGAUACUUCUUCAUGAACACAAAUGCCAAUCUAGCGGGAGAGCUACAGCAUGCACUGUGCCAAAUCAAAUGUUUCUGUAGGAAGCAAUGGUUGCAGUAUUCUCUCGAAUCUGUAAAAUAUGGAUCGUGUUUGAGAAUUGGCGGAAUUGAUUCGAACUGGAACCUUGCAAAGAAAUCGUGCAUUAGAGUCGGCCAUGAAUCGGGUCAUCUUGCCUCUGUUCUUGACCAUGCAAAGCAUACCUUCAUUGCAUCAAUGUUCACAAACGACUACAGGAUGGAACCACCUUACAUGUACCAUAUUGGCUCCCUUUACACAAGAUGGAACAAAAAUUUCCCUGAUGUGACUGGAGAUGCAAACUGUGUCCUGACUGCUCAAACAUCUACCAGUUUCGAGCUUUUCUGGCAGAAUGUGCACUGCAGAACAGUGUCGAAGCGCUACAUUUGCCAGAUGAAUACGUGCGAUACCGACAAUUAUUGCACAGACAUAUAUGAAUGAGUUUUAUAAGUAAUGUAUUGAUUUAUAUGCAAUGAGCCAAAUGCAUGUUCGCUGUCUGUAUGUAAGCACAUCCAAUAAAUAUUCGAUAU